UGUCGUCGUCGUCUCAUUCGGUUCGGUGCGCGGACGGAUUGCACUUUUCCCAAUUUUUUUCGGGACCGAUUCUAGUCGAAAAAGUGGGACAAAAUGUCCCGCUUCGGUAGCGUGAUGCAGCUGGUGUUGGUGGUGCUCGGUUGUUCCUUGCUGGCUUGCCAACAGGCCGGCGCAAACGAAGUCUUCGGCUGCGGUGGUUUCAUCAAAAAUGCAAACUCCGAUCUGGAUUUCAGCAAGGUGGAAGUUGGACUGUACAACCCACAGGGUAGUUUGAAGAUCAAAACGGACUGCUCGCCCUCGAAUGGGUACUAUUUUAUUCCGCUGUACGACAAGGGAGAUUACGUUUUGAAGGUUAUUCCACCUCCGGGGUGGAGCUUCGAGCCGGAACAGGUGCCGGUCAAGUUCGACGGGGCUACGGAUGUUUGCAGUCAAGGGAAGGACGUGAAUUUUAUCUUUAAGGGUUUUGGAAUCACUGGGAAGGUGGAGAUUUAUGGACAUGACGUGGGAGCCAAGGGAGUUCAGGUUGAAUUGCGGUCGGAGAGUAACACGAAAAUUGGACAGACUUUCACCGACAGCAAUGGGAUCUUUUCGUUUACUCCGAUCAAGUCCGGUCGAUAUGUGAUCAAGGUGAAGCACGACAAGUGGCACUUUGUGAAGUCGGAAAUCUCGGUUACAGUGACCACCGGAAAUACAGAGAUUGCGGCGAAAUCUCUGGUUGUGUCUGGAUUCGACGUGGAAGGACGGGUGCACAGCGAUGGGCAACCAUUCGGAAAUGUUGGGUUCCUGCUGUAUCCGGAGAAAGGUGCGGAAGCGAUGUUGAAGUGUUCUUCCGAUAAUGUUCCGGCUGUGACCGGAACCGAUCCCAAAUUCUCUAGUUCUCCCCGCUGUUACGUAGAGGCUAACAAAGCGACCGGAACCUUCACUUUCGCCGGAGUGUCGUCGGGCAAGUAUCGAGUAGUCCCACUCUUCAACAACAAAGCCAUCAAGUUCCACAUCCGGCCGGAAGCGAUGGAAUUCCAAGUGGGUCGCGACGGAAUGCGAUUGGCGGAAAGCUUUGAAGUGACGGGAUUUAGCGUCAGUGGCAAGGUGCUGCAAGCUGCCGAUGGACCAGGAGUCCGCAAUGCUAAAGUAAAGUUGAACGGAAAGGAAGUGGCAACAACCGGAAGCGAUGGAAAGUACACGCUGGAUAACAUUCAAGCGGGAACCUACACCAUUCAGGUGACGGCGGACGAUUUGCAGUUCAAGGAUCAUAUCGUGAAGAUUUCGCUGAGCAAUCCGGCACUUCCGGAUGUCGUCGUGUCGGGAUUCAAGGUUUGCGGCCAAGUAAUAUCCAAGAAGUCCUACCGCGUGGCCAUCACGAAGAAAGACUCCCCAGCUACCGUAGAGGUUUCGACAAAUCCGAACGCUGCCGGCGAGUGGUGCACUUUCCUGGAAAGUGGUCACUACACUGUCCGUGUUGUCACUAGCGAGGAGGAACACGCCGCCGGAAUUCAAUUUUUCCCUCUGGCGCAGUCGAUUCACGUCGACCGAUCUCCCCAGAGUGGAAUCAUUUUCUCACAGCUGAGGGCCACCGUUUCCGGUGAGGUUCGUUGCCUUCCGGACGCUGGAAGUGCAUGCUUGAAGGACGUUAGUGUUACGCUGACUUCGCUGGAUUCCAACGGCAAUCCGACUGGUCAGGCUUUGAACGCUGAACUGCAGAAUGGAAAGUACUCGUUUGCAAAUGUCCUUCCCGGUAGUUACGAAGUGAGUGUUCCCAAGGGAAAGCUUUGCUGGCAAUCGAAUACGGUUAAGAUCAAUGUUAAAACCGCACAGGAAACGGUUCCGACGUUGGUGCAGAACGGAUACGUGGUUUCCAUUGUGUCCAGUCACGCUGUGAAGAUGACCUAUCAGCAAAAGGACAUCGAAGGUGCGAAGUCGGAAGAAAUGUUGCUCACUUCCGGUAUGAACACAUUCUGCGUUUCGAAAGCAGGAAGCUAUGAAAUCAGUUUGUCCGGAUGCCAUCGUUAUGGCGUGGAUGUUCCGCAAAGCUUUGCAACAUCUGAUGUUGCACCGGUCAGCAUUUCCGCCUUGAGCCAUCGCCAUACAGUCAAGAUUCUUGCGGACGAGAAGGACACUUACAAAACACAGGUCACCUCCAAGUCAGGAACGGAAAUGAUUGAAUUUAAAUCCAGUGGACAACGCUUCGAAGGUGCCAACGUUUAUCAACAUGAUUUCUUCCUAGAACAAGGGGAGCGGAUUACAUUGGUUCCGGUCAGUGACAUCAUGCUGUUCUCGCCAACCUCGUUGGAAGUCGUCGGGGCUUCGGAUUGCACCGAAGUUUCAACAAAAAUCAUGGCCAGGAAAGGAUUGCUGAUCAACGGUAAGACCAAUCCUCCGAUCAAGGAUGCAAAAAUUACUCUACUCUUCCCGAGCAAUGCGGAAUUGUCCCCGCUGGUGGCCCUGACAAACGAUCAGGGUGAGUUCCGGUUCGGUCCCAUCGAUUCCAGUUUGAAAGUCGAGUUGUCCGCUGAGAAGGAGUCAUAUGUGUUUUCCACAUUCGAUAAGGCCACUAACACAUUCAGCGGCCACAAGCUUUGCGAGAUUAUCGUUACCGUAAAGGAUGAUUCCGGUAACCGAUUGCCAGGAGUUUUGCUGUCUUUGUCCGGCGCCGAGAGCUACCGGAAAAACUUGGUCACAGGUGAAGAUGGAACCAUCAAGUUCCACUCUUUGUCCCCAAGUGAAUACUAUCUCCGAGCAAUGAUGAAGGAAUACGAAUUCAAGCCAAAUUCCAAGUUGAUCCAGGUUAAGGACGGAGCAACAGUCAACGAAGAACUACAGGGCACGCGAACGGCUUUCUCAAUUUUCGGAUCCAUCACCUCCCUCAACGGAGAACCAUUCCCGAAGGUUACCGUCGAAGCCGUUACCGAUGAAAAAUGCAGUAAUCACCUCGAAGAGAGUACCAGUGAAGCCAACGGCCAAUACCGCAUUCGGGGACUUCAUCCGGGUUGUCAGUACCGCGUCCGAGUCCGCACGGAUGGACCAUCGUCUAACGUUGACCGCUCGAUCCCCAAAGAAAAAGUCAUCAACGUCGAAAAGGGUGACGUCCGGGACGUCAACAUGAUUGCCAUCAGCCCCAUCGCCUUUGUCGACGUUACCAUCCGGGUGCUGGCCUCGGAGAACGACUUCUACAAGUCGCUCAAGAUCUUCCUGUACAAAAAGGGCAGCGAUUCCCCAGUUCACUCGCAGCGCAUCGAGUCUCCCCUGAAUCCCAAGAGCAAGGUCAACCCCGGCAUCAUGGUCUUCUUCCCGCGGAUUCCCUUCGACGCCAAAACCUACCACAUCGAGCUGACCUCCACCCUGUCGGACAAAAACUACAAAUACUCCCUCCCCACGGUGGAAUUCACCGCCAACAGCAGUAGCUUCUUCGCCGAGAUGCACUUCCGGCCGGAACUGCGCGCCGCCGAAGCUGAUCUCAACCAAAACUCGCUGUCGGCCAUCGUGCUGAUCCUGCUGGUCGGGUUCAUCUUCUUCAAGCAGGACCUGGCGCUGGAGCUGCUGGGAAUCGUGUCGAGCAAACUUGGAGGUCUUAUCGGGGACCUCGUCAGCAAGUCGCGACCAAAGGAGCAACGGUACGAACCGGAGGCAUUCGACGAGAAGGAGAUCGAGAAGCUCGCGUCGAGCAUCAAUGCGAUCAAGAAAAAGAAGGUGAAGAAGGCCAACUAGAGGGCAGCUCACAUUUUAGUCAAGUUAGUGGAGCGUAGGAACGUAGGAAAGGUAAGUGGUUUAAUUUUAUUUGGAACGAGUAUCGAAGGUGUUGAUGGAAAUCGUAGAAAUAAUUUAUAAGAGAUUGUGGGUGGGUGCAUUCGAUACAAAAUAAAACAAGGUUCGAACCGUA
Messenger RNA from Aedes albopictus (Asian tiger mosquito), 3874 nucleotides. RefSeq names its product BOS complex subunit NOMO1. The coding region runs from base 94 to 3702 and encodes 1202 amino acids. The transcript is spliced from 3 exons. Gene Ontology annotation, molecular function: carbohydrate binding. The record is from RefSeq and is a predicted model, not a curated record. Gene Ontology annotation, cellular component: endoplasmic reticulum membrane. NCBI's taxonomy places the organism in Eukaryota, Metazoa, Arthropoda, Insecta, Diptera, Culicidae.